Messenger RNA from Silurus meridionalis, 1974 nucleotides. RefSeq names its product ring finger protein, transmembrane 2 (gene rnft2). Gene Ontology annotation, biological process: positive regulation of ERAD pathway. The record is from RefSeq and is a predicted model, not a curated record. The transcript has 11 exons. Lineage: Eukaryota; Metazoa; Chordata; Actinopteri; Siluriformes; Siluridae. Gene Ontology annotation, molecular function: ubiquitin protein ligase activity. Bases 219 to 1550 code for a protein of 443 amino acids.
AUGUAUUUAAUGUUUGUAUUUGACCUAAAGCUUAAAUUGAUUAUGGAACCGAAUCCCAAGCUUCGAACGCGGCAUUGCUUUGCUAAUACAUAGACGAGGAGAGUCGACUCUUUCUUUUUUUUUUUUUUUUUAGCUCCGUUUCGAUUCAAUAACAAAACAGGCUGAUCUGUCAUAAGCAGCAUGAUAACGCACGUGAGCUUCUGAGUCUGUGGGGCGCCAUGCAGAGACGUCACAGCAGUAACACAGAUGGCAUGCCACCCGAAAGAAACAGGAGUCAAACGCUCGGAUCCGAGAGCAGUCUGGAUGAAGGAGGUGUGUUUGAUUGUUUAAAGCCCGAGUCUCCGACCUCGCCCCAGCAGCUCUUCUCAGGCCUGGUGGGCGUGUCAGCCGGUGCCAUGACCUCGACACCUUUCCAGGCCGCUGGACUCGUCCUCGGGUCUCCACCUGAGGUCUUCAUCCAGAUGACCACUUCGUCACGGGAGGAAAGCUCUCACCGGGCAGAGAAUGCAGCAUUUCUUCCCCGCCCUGCUCAGCAAUAUCAUCAUCACCACCACCAUCAUCAUUUCCACCAGUCAGGCCAGCACCGGUCCGCCUUGCUUCAUUCUGCGUCCUCGGCUGAGAGACAUAGCAGGGACGACGGAGGAGAUGAAGCAUCUUCUCCAGCUCCUGCUCUGUCUGAGCUGAAAGCUGUUGUCACCUGGCUGCAGAGAGGAUUCCCCUUCAUCCUCAUCCUCCUCAUUAAAGUUUGUUUUCAGCACAAGCUCGGCAUCGCUGUGUGCAUCGGCAUGGCCAGUACAUUUGCCUUCGCUAAUUCCACUCUGAAGCACCAGGUGUCGCUGCGGGAGGACAGGUCCAUCUUCGUCUCUCUUUGGAUCCUGUCGUUUCUAGGAGGAAACAUCGUGUACGUGUAUUACACGUUCAGCUCUGAGGAGCUGCACAACAGCCUGAUAUUUGCGAAGCCGAACAUUAACAGUUAUGAUUUCUUCGACCUGAUCUGGGUGGUCGGAAUCACCGACUUUGUGCUGAAGUACUUCACCAUCGCUGUCAAGUGCCUCGUUCUCUUCUUACCCAAAAUCCUCCUGGCUUUCAAAUCAAGAGGAAAGCUCUAUCUGCUUAUCGAAGAGUUCAGUCAGCUCUUUCGCGCUCUGGUGCCCAUCCAGAUGUGGUACAAGUACAUCAUGGGCGAGGAUCCAUCCAGCAGCUACUUCCUUGGUGCAGUGUUGAUUAUCAUAUACAGCCUGUGCAAGUCGUUUGACCUGUGUGGACGAAUAUCAGGAAUUCGGAAAGCCUUCCUGGUGCUCUGUAGCUCACAGAGUUACGGUAUUAGGGCCAGCACGCAGCAGUGCAGUGAGGCAGGAGAUGUGUGUGCAAUCUGCCAGGCUGAUUUCAGAGAGCCAGUCGCUCUUCUCUGUCAGCAUGUGUUUUGUGAAGACUGUCUGUGUCUGUGGUUCGACCGGGAACGGACGUGCCCCCUGUGCCGAGCGGUUGUCGUGGAAACGCCACGCAGCUGGAAGGACGGCACCACAUCUGCACACUUCCAGAUCUACUAAUCCAGAUGUGCUGAUACACUCUUCUUAAAGGUCCCUAGAUACUGACAGUAUGAUUAUUUCAGACGAGUAUAAAAUGAUAAGAUUUGUCUUCACACUGGUAGAAAAUCAUAUUCCAGGCUGUCAGAGUGGAAACGGCUGGAUUUCUGAUCGCUUCCUGAAACCCCCAUAGAAUCCCCGAGUCCCAUCUCACAGCCUGGACUUUCUCUCUAUCUCUCUCUCUUUUUUUUUUCUUCUUCAUUGAUCGGAUUGAAAGUUGCUCUGUUUCCGCUGCAUCAGCACUUAUUCCUGAUAUAAAGAGCGUCUUAGAAGAAAUGUUCCUGUUUAUCCUCUAAAAAGCUGAAUCUGUUCAAUAAUAUUUAAACGCAUGACGAUGUAUUGACUGUGUUCAUUUUUACUCAAAUAAAAGUGACUUUCAGUAACAAAA